AUGAAGCAGGAUAAUAACACAGUGACUGAGUUCAUUCUGUUAGGCUUCACAACAGACCCCCUGACGCAGCAGGUCCUCUUUGUGGUGUUCCUCGCCAUGUACGCAUUGACUGUGGUGGGAAAUUGCACCCCUAUAGUACUGAUCUGCAAUGACUCCUGCCUCUACACACCCAUGUAUUUCUUCAUUGGAAAUCUGUCUUUUUUGGAUCUUGGGCUGUCCUCUGUUUAUACUCCAGAGAUCCUGGUGACCUGCAUCUCUGAAGACAAGAGAAUAUCAUUUGGUGGCUGUGUGGCUCAGUUCUUCUUCUCUGCUGGACUGGACUAUGCUGAGUGCUACUUGCUGGCUGCCAUGGCUUAUGACCGCUAUGUGGCCAUCUCACGGCCACUGAUUUAUUGUCAGGCCAUGCCUAUAAAACUGUGUAUAUUUUUUGUAACAGCCUCAUAUCUUGGUGGCUUUAUUAACUCUGUUAUCAUCACCAGAGACACUUUUUCUUUGAACUUCUGCAGUGACAAUGUAAUUGAUGACUUUUUCUGUGAUAUCCCACCCCUGGUAAAGCUGGCUUGUGGCAAGAAAGGUAGCUACCAGACUGUGUUGUUCUUCCUCCUGGCUUCCAAUGUCAUCACCCCCAUUGUGCUCAUCUUGGCUUCCUAUGUCUUUAUCAUCACCACCAUCUUGAGGAUUCGCUCUACCCAGGGCCGCCUCAAGGCCUUUUCCAAGUGUUCCUCCCACCUGAUUUCUGUAACCUUAUACUAUGGUUCCAUUCUGCACAUCUAUGCUCGCUCUCGAUCUAGUUAUUCUUUAGAGGACAAAAUAGUUUCUACAUUUUACACUGUGGUGUUUCCCAUGAAUACCAUGAUCUAUAGCCUGAGGAAUAAAGAUGUGAAAGAGGCUCUGAAUAAACUCUUCAAGUAA
Molecule: messenger RNA, 912 nt
Organism: Castor canadensis (American beaver)
Lineage: Eukaryota; Metazoa; Chordata; Mammalia; Rodentia; Castoridae
Source: RefSeq, a predicted model, not a curated record